This is a messenger RNA of Penicillium olsonii, 1473 nucleotides long. The record is from the annotation of a GenBank genome assembly. Lineage: Eukaryota; Fungi; Ascomycota; Eurotiomycetes; Eurotiales; Aspergillaceae.
AUGCCUGACAUCACGUCUCUGCCUAGCCAUCCUGUGGAUGCUGACCCGACGAAAGAGGCAAUUCCUUCUCAUCCAUUAGGCGUCAAGCCAAGCGGGAACGCUUUGCUUGCCACCUGGAGCCUCCGUGAUGCCACGGGAACUUUCCAACAUCUUCCCGAUGAACUAAUCCUGAUCUUGUUGGAAUCUCUGGAUGGACAAAGUUUGUUGAGAUUUGGAAGAACGUGCAAGGCCUUUUAUGCAUUCACCCGUGCAGAAGAAUUGUGGAAGGCGUUGUUUGUUCGGAACCCUAGAGAGGAUUUCACAUGGCGAGGAACAUGGCGUUCGACAUAUCUGAACAUUCCUGCCUCCAAAGUGCCGGUGGUGGACUGCUCCCAGCUAUUCUCAGAUUCUCUUUAUCGUCCGUUCAACUGCGCACACAUCUCACUGGACCCUUAUGUCUCCAAGAUUCCUGCGCGAAACCAGAUCGCACGACUUCCAGACUUAUCACCUGAAGAGUUCCAAGCCAAGUGGACUGACAAACCGUUUAUCUUGACUGAGCCUGUCAAGGCAUGGCCAGCGUACAAGAACUGGUCAGUCGGCUCAUUACUCGCACGAUUUGGCCCGACCAAGUUCCGCGCAGAAGCCGUGGAUUGGGCUAUGCGCACAUACGGCGAUUAUAUGGCAGACAAUGCCGAUGAGAGCCCGCUCUACCUGUUCGACCGUUCCUUUGUGUCCAAGAUGGGACUAUCUGUCGGAUCCCCCGAGACGACACCAGAUGCAUCAUACUGGCCACCAUCCUGCUUCGCCGAAGAUUUCUUCUCGGUCCUUGGUGACGAUCGCCCAGACCACCAGUGGCUGAUUAUCGGACCCGAGAGGUCUGGUAGUAAAUUCCACAAAGACCCCAAUGCGACCAGCGCCUGGAACGCUGUGCUGCGGGGUCCGAAAUAUUGGAUCAUGUUCCCUUCAAGCACCAAGCAGCCCCCUCCUCCAGGUGUGUUUGUGUCGGACGAUCAGAGCGAAGUAACCUCCCCGCUCAGUAUUGCCGAAUGGCUGCUUGGAUUCCAUGCCGAGGCGAGGAGGACCGCUGGUUGCGUCGAAGGAAUCUGCGGCGAGGGUGAGAUUCUGCAUGUCCCCUCUGGAUGGUGGCAUUUGGUAGUCAACCUGGAACCGUCUAUCGCCAUCACCCAGAACUUCAUUCCCCGGGGUCACUUGGGUGCCGCGCUGGAUUUCUUGUCCAACAAACCUGAUCAAGUCUCUGGGUUCAGGAAAAAUGUGGCCAACCCACUGGAUAGAUUCAUGACUGGCAUGCGCGAGUCUUACCCUGACCUGCUGGAACAAGCUUGGCAGGAGUUACAGCAGAAAAACGAAGGCAAAAAGCGCAAGUGGGAGGACAUUGUCCACGGGAGCACAGACGAUGCAGCCGACGGACAAGACACUACGGGUGGGUUCAGCUUUGGAUUUGGAGAUGACGGAAGCGAUGUUGAAGUCCCAUGA